Molecule: messenger RNA, 666 nt
Organism: Desarmillaria tabescens
Lineage: Eukaryota; Fungi; Basidiomycota; Agaricomycetes; Agaricales; Physalacriaceae
Exons: 5
Coding region: 1-666 (221 amino acids)
Source: RefSeq, a predicted model, not a curated record
AUGACUUUGUGUCUUAGAGCUGGAUGUAGGGGAUUAAAGACUGAAAUUUCCACCUCUGCGACGUUCUUCUUCUGCGGUCUCCUUUCGGAGGAUUUGUGCACACGCAGACCAGCGUCAGGCCGGAUGGCCAUUUCUGCAUUAGACACCAACUCCUGCACAGCAAUUUGGACCGCGAGGGAGGUCAAGGCUGCCCACACAGGCCUGAUGGUAAGAUACGAUGCUCUCUGUAUGCUGGAGAACAUUUCAGGCAAAUGCUUGUGGCCGACCGUAGGGAUGACGUAUCCAAAGGUCAAACAUACUCGAGAUCGUGUAUUUGGUUCGCCCCUGCAAGAAGUAGACGAGACAUCUCGUAAUGCACCUCAGCCCAUGAAAGACCAACAGCGGUGCAUGCCUCGAGAUCAUAGGGUCGUAUUCCGUGAUUUCUUGCUUGCCGUCGUUGUUGUGGCCUGGUCUGGAGUAGAAGGAUGUUCCCCCCGCUUCCAGGACGGGUGGGACGGCUGCACUAGAGAUACGCUUGCCGUUCUUCUGACUCGUCUCGAAAAUGGUGCUUUGGGAGUAUAUGUCUCUGGUGGGGAAAUUGCCAUGAUUGUGACGGAGUUUGGAGGAGUCCCGUGGGGUUUCGUUCAGAGAGAUUGCGAACUAACAAGGUUCUGGGGGUUGGCGUAG